CUGCGGCUGAUGUGGAAUCGGCCAUCAGGACUCCCUUUGGAUGGCAUCCCGUUGCCUCAAUACAUUUGUUACGGCAAUUUAACAAUGCGAAAUCCUGUGGCCUGUACCUCCUGUAGAAGCGCAAAGCAGAAAUGCAUCCAUUCAGAUGCUCCACCUUGUGACCGGUGCAGGCAAACGGGCCGCGCCGAAGCAUGCGAAUUCCCUGCGCCAGGCACAUCCGCUAUUCAUCGCCGUCCCAAGAGGCCUCGACACGACUCUGACUCUGCCGCAAACCCCUCGUCGGCCGCGCUGAGUCCCCUGAACGGCGCCUGUGGUGUGCCGACCGGCGGGCCGAUCUCCACCAAUGCCGCCCCCAGGCUUUCACAUCCUUCGCCCGCCUCUGCGUCAUCUCUCCUGGAAGGUCUGGAUCCCUUUGAUCUGCUUACCGAUGAGGUCAAGAAUAGCUACCUGCGAUGCUCCUACAAGUGGAGCUUCCAUCACACCCCAACAUUGCUCCUGCGCAUCCGGGACAGGACCUUGGAGAUAUGGAUGGCAUGGGCGAUCCUGGCAUUGGCCAUACGCUUUGUCAAGGAACCUCCGCCACCCUUCAGAUCGCAGAUUGAGGCCAGCAAUGCAUUUGCCGCCCACGCUCGACAGAUCUUACAGUCUGACCUCGAAACUCCCAGUAUUAGCCGCGUCCAAGCAUUACUGAUGUUGACUGGUCACGACUGGGGUGCUGGCAAUGGGAGGCGGGCAUGGAUUUAUCUGGGCAUGGCCAUACGCUUGGUCGAAGUCAUGGAUCUGACUCAAGAGCUCAAAGCGCCCAAAGACCGGAAACCUACACGCGAGGAGUUCAUCGAAGCUGAAGUACGUCGGCGAACGGCUUGGACAUGCUUCUUGAUGGAUUCGCUCUUGUCGGGUGGAAAGGGGCGAAGAAGAUCCCUAGCGGCGGACGAUAUGGACAUUCAACUACCAUGUGAGCGCGAGAGUUUUGUCUUCGGCGAACCGGUAUGCACUGAGAGCCUCAACGGCCGAUUGCUCAUGCCCCCUCUUUCGUUGGCAGUAGGAGAAUUGGGCAUCAUUGGCUAUAGUCUGCGAGCGGCGAACAUCUGGGGAAAGGUGGCCAAAUGGGCGUGCUCACAGGAACUCAAAUCACAGCUUCCCUGGGAAUCCACGUCGCAGUUCCGACAGCUGAUACAGGAGCUUGAGGACUGGAAGAACACCCUUCCUGUACGCUUGCAGUACGACCUUUUCUCACUUCACAGCCACAAUGCCGUCGAUCAAGGCCAGGCAUACUGCUACAUGCACAGCAUACACUUUAUGAGCAACAUGUUUCUUCAACGAGCUUAUUUGCCCGUCCUUGGACCUCAGGUCCACUCCGAAGAGGCGCCCGAGUCGUACAGCGAAUUCAGUGACCAGUGGAAAGCGUGGCAGAAAACGUCACGAAGGGAGCUGUUCAAAGAGGCAAACCAGGUACUGGAAAUGCUGGAAGAGAUGCGCACAUUUGGCGUCUUCUUUCUACGAGGUCUGGUGCCCUGGAUUGGAUUCACCAUAUACACGGCUGUGGGGGUGAUGCUGUACAGCUUUCAUUUUCCUAGCCCCGAAGAUGACCCAAGACUCGCGCAACAGUCACGGGAACGCGUCGUGAAUGGAUGUGUAUUCUUGAAAGAGAUGAACAAUCAAUGGCCUAUGUCGGAAACUUGGUUCGAGACAAUCAAACGUAUGCAGAAAUAUUAUCGCUCUGUGCUUGGGCAAGGCGACUCAGUGUCUCCUGAUGAACGGCAAGUACUGCGGCGAGCCAUGGUCGACUAUGGCGCCUUGCAACCAUCGCCAGUGCAGAAGCCCACGGAGAUGAAAUCGGAUAUUCCAGAGGCACACAUUCUUCGCCCACCAGUCUCCAACGAGGUAGCAGCAAUUGCAAGAGGAGCCACCCUCGCUUCUCCGCCCGUGUCCGCACCCACACCCAACGAUUAUAACACACCAAUCAAUUGGAACUUCAUACAAAACAUCCCCCCUCUCGAAGAAGACACGUCCAACAUGACUUUUAACUUCUCGAACGCAGAUAUGGAAGAACUCAUGAUAAGCGCCACACAGGAUUUCUGGGCCUCGUUCCCAGGCGAAGUAGGGGUUGGCUUUCAAUAG
Messenger RNA from Periconia digitata, 2121 nucleotides. Lineage: Eukaryota; Fungi; Ascomycota; Dothideomycetes; Pleosporales; Periconiaceae. The record is from the annotation of a GenBank genome assembly.